CGCGUACAGGAGAACAAGACGCUGAACGGUGAUUGGCUGCUGAGAGGGGCGUGCGGCCGUGACGUCUAGCGGCCGCGGCAGCGGCAGCAGAGAGGAAAGAUGGCGGCGGUGACCAGAGGCUCCUUCGCUGUGUUCCGGCGGCUGCUGAGUCAGCAGUACCGCCGCAGAUGUUUCCGGCUGCAGAACGUCAGACCUGACAGGACUGUGCAGCCGCUCACCUUCAGGUGUGACAGAAGCCUCCAGAUGUUUAGCAGCAGGACGCUGCACACUGCCGUCGUGAGUCGAGGACCAGUCGUCCAGUUCAAACUGUCCGACAUCGGCGAGGGAAUCAUGGAGGUGACGGUGAAGGAGUGGUACGUGAAGGAGGGCGAUAAGGUGUCUCAGUUCGACAGCAUCUGCGAGGUUCAGAGCGACAAGGCGUCGGUCACCAUCACCAGCCGCUACGACGGAGUCAUCAAAAGACUCUACUACGACGUGGACGCCACGGCCUUGGUGGGCAAACCGCUGGUCGACAUCGAGACAGAGUCCAGUUCAGAGGUGAUCCAGGAGGAGGACGUGGUGGAGACGCCGGCCAUGGCUCGAGAAGAACACACCCACCAGGAGAUCAAAGGUCAUAAGACCCAGGCCACGCCCGCCGUCAGACGCCUCGCCAUGGAGAACAAUAUAAAGCUCAGUGAGGUGGUGGGGACGGGUAGAGACGGGCGGAUCCUGAAGGAGGACAUCCUGAACUUCCUGGCGAAGCAGACGGGAGCCAUCUUACCUCCGACCCUGUUCCAGGAGAUCCAGACUCCGCCUCCGGUCCCGCCCCCUACUGCUGCUGCUGCCAAGCCCGCGAGCACUGCGGCAGCCAUCAAACCUCCACCCACUACACCCAAACCCGUCUUCACCGGGAAGGACGUCACCGAGCCCCUCAAAGGUUUCCAUAAAGCGAUGGUGAAGACCAUGACUGCGGCUCUGAAGAUUCCUCACUUCGGUUACUGCGACGAAGUCGACCUGAGCCGCCUGGUGUCUCUGAGAGCCGAACUCAAGUCCACCGCUGAAGGCCGAGGGGUCAAACUGAGCUACAUGCCCUUCUUCAUCAAGGCCGCCUCCCUCAGCCUCCUCCACUUUCCAAUCCUCAACGCCUCGGUGGACGAAGGCUGCCAGAACAUCACGUACAAGGCGUCUCAUAACAUCGGGCUGGCGAUGGACACCACUCAGGGUCUGCUGGUUCCUAACGUGAAGAACGUUCAGCUGCUCAGCGUGUUUGAAGUCGCUCAGGAGUUAAACCGUCUGCAGACGCUUGGAGCUGCAGGUCAGCUGGGAACCUCAGAGCUCAGUGGAGGAACCUUCACCCUGUCCAACAUCGGAUCAAUCGGAGGGACAUACGCCAAACCAGUCAUUCUUCCUCCUGAAGUCGCCAUCGGAGCUCUGGGAAAAAUCCAGAUUCUUCCUCGGUUCGACGCCGGCGGUCAGGUGGUUCGAGCUCACAUCAUGAACGUCAGCUGGUCAGCAGAUCAUCGCAUCAUCGACGGAGCCACCAUGUGUCGCUUCUCCAACCUGUGGAGGGAGUACCUGGAGAACCCGGCCAGCAUGGUGCUGGACCUCAAAUAAACGGGGGGGUUAUUUCCCAUCAGCCCCGGGGGGGGGGGGGCAUAGAUGCCACACUACAAACAGACCUUCACUUCGCCUCCCACCGCCUUCGCUUCCUCUUUCUGUUGGAGGCCUUCGUGUUCACUCACUGUCGUUUCCUUGUUGCCUUUGAGCAAGGUGCCGGAGGAGGAGGGGUCAGCCUGUCAAUCAUGUUGUUUCCAUGGCGACCAGUAACCCACGCACACACACACACGGGGUGGACGGUAGAGGUAGUUAGUUUGGUUAAAGUGAACCGGGGUUUUUAGGUUCCACAUAUAAACAGGAUCAAACUGAGUUUAUUUUUAAUGUUUCAGCAAAUUAAUAACAAAUCACUUUCCAUUAGUGAUGAUUGAUUGUCUCAAAUACAACAAUCGCCUAUAAAACUAAUUCAUGUUGUGCUUCACUGCUGUACAUUCACUCACAGUCAACUUCUGGGGCCCUUGGGGGCCUUCGGGUAGUUUUCCGCUUUGCCUGGUUGGUCAUCAAACCUCGGUCCAAAUGGCUUCGUCUGAACCAGUACGUGGACCAAGAAACAGAGUCGGAGUCCACCUGAAGGAGCUGGUCUGAGAUCAGUUCCAGUUGAACUGUGGCGCAGUUAACAUACAGUGGUUUGUAGUUGACUGAAACAUUGAAAACAGCAGUUUGGUCCUUUUUAAAGUUUGAGUGUUUCCAUAGUAACUAAAACUUAUAUUCAUGUACUGUAAGGUCAUGUGACCAAACUUCUCACUAGAACCAGCUGGAUUUAACUCAGCAGAACAGGGUUCAUAUUCUCAAACAUCUGAGUCCACAGUUAAACCACCUUCUGGUCUCAGAGCCUCUGAACUGCAACGGACUGUCACAUGUGGGACUUUCACAAUCAGACAAAAUAUACAUUUUACCCAAACUGAUCAAAAUGAGCCAUUUAAUCUUAAAGUUGAGACGAAUCUGCUGCAACACGAUGAUGAUGUUCAGCUCUUUUACUGUAUGAAGUUCUGUUAGAUGAGAAGGUUUUGGACAAAAUAAUAAUCCAGGGGAUGUUUUUGUUUUUUAAAAUACAUUUAGUAUUUUUCAUUUCAGACGCUGAAAUCGAUCUGAUCACAUAUCUUUGCAUUUCCACCUGUUUUUAAUGAAUCUCAAUAUGUAAAUUAAGUGGGCGGGGUCAUCUGACAGCGUGGUCAUGUGACCGACAACGAUCAGAAAUGCGAUGAAAUGGUUUUUAUGUAUCAGCCGAACAUGAUUGACUGUGCGAAGUUUUCCUGCUCUGAGGCUGAAAUGGCAGGUGGAGGCGAGUUAUCGGGAUCCUGCUUCUGUUUGUUCGUUCACACCAGAAAUCAGCAGGUGGUUCUAACAAAAUAAUCCAGCGAAAACCGAAUCAACAAGAACUAAACCUGUUAGUUUUCACACGAGGUUCCCGCUUCAGAAAAAGAAGAUUUCUUCAGGCUUUGAUCUUGAAUCACAAACUGAGGAUCAAUAAUCUGCCUGUAGACUUCUGUUGGACAGUACGAGUCCUUCUUGAGUCCUUUACCUGAUCUGUUGCCACCUGAUCUCUCAUAUUUACAGACGUGGACCAGCCGUCCCCCUCUGGAUCUGUCCUCUCGGCCGGAUCACAACCUUCACGAUAAAACUUCAAACUGAAGCGGCAGGUUUCGUCUGGUUCCUGCUGGUGUGGAGGGGUCUAACUGAAGACCUGGUCCUCGCUGUGGUGUUACUACAUGGUGUUCAUCUGUACUGAAGACUGUUACUCCCACAUAUAUAAUCUCAUGAUCUGUAGAUAACUGACCUGUGAUCAGAUCUUCACCCGUGUUAACAUGAUGCUGAUCAGCUGCUUUUCUUCCAUUUAAAGUUAAUUAACCUCCAGUUUCUUCCUCCCUGAAGCAGCCGGAGGUUUCAGUUCUUUCUCCUGGGCUUCUUCAGUGUCCCCGUGGCUUCUGGGUAAAAAGCACAUGGUGUUGGUGUUCUGUUACAUGACUGUCUGUCUGUCUGUCUCACGUGUUGAAAGAACUUUUCCUGCUUUUUGUUUUUGUUUUUAGCGACAGACUAAAUGUAAAAGUGUAAAAACAGAAACUUGGGUUUGUAUUUUUGGGAACGUGUGGAUCAGUUUUUUUGAAAUGAUUAAAUCAUAAACGUCUGAACCGUUUGAACCAUAACUUUGAAUAAAGUUGAAGUGCAUAAACUUAAAA
Molecule: messenger RNA, 3770 nt
Organism: Siniperca chuatsi (mandarin fish)
Lineage: Eukaryota; Metazoa; Chordata; Actinopteri; Centrarchiformes; Sinipercidae
Gene: dbt
Product: dihydrolipoamide branched chain transacylase E2
Exons: 11
Coding region: 100-1593 (497 amino acids)
Cellular component (GO): cytoplasm; mitochondrion
Molecular function (GO): acetyltransferase activity; lipoic acid binding
Source: RefSeq, a predicted model, not a curated record